GGUUUUCUCGACCUGUUUUGCGUGUUUUCAUAACAAAAUCGCGUAACAUCUGCAACCCGGUAGUUUUCGCUUAAAAAUGUUAAAAAUCGUUCGAAAUUCGGCUGGAAAAUUACUGAAUUCUCAGUUUGGUCAACUGGCAUUGAUUGGGCAAUGCCGAACGGUGGCAAUUCAGCAGCAGAACCAACUACAAACGAUCGAUAUCAAAAGCUACCGUGAACCACGUUCGGUAUGGAUCGAAAAUCUGGAUGCCGUCGAAGAGCGAAAGUUGGGAAUCAUGGAACUGAGUCCUGAAGUUUUUGGUGCUGCUCCACGGAUAGACAUAGUUCAUCAGAAUAUCGAAUGGCAGCGAAAGUAUCGGUUCGUAAGCUUCGCUCAUUCGAAAACGAGAAACGAAGUUCGUGGCGGAGGAAGGAAACCUUGGCCGCAGAAAGGAGGUGGCAGAGCUCGUCAUGGGUCCAUUCGAUCGCCACUGUUUCGAGGAGGUGGUAUUGCACAUGGUCCUCGUUCGCCAACAACGCAUUUCUAUAUGUUACCGUACUUUAAUCGAGUGUUGGGUCUCGUUUCAACCCUCUCCAUAAAGCUGGCCCAGGACGAUUUGCACAUUGUCCAAGAUCUACAGAUUCCCACCGAUGAUCCGCAGUUCAUAAAGGAUUUGGUGCAGGAACGUUGUUGGGGUCCUUCCGUCUUGUUUGUGGAUAGUGGCGAUUUCAUGCCACGAAACAUUACAGCCGGAUUGGAGGAAAUUGACCACAUAAACAUGAUGCCGGUGUACGGAUUGAACGUUUACUCUAUGCUGAAACAUUGUACCUUGGUGUUGACCAAGGAUGCUGCCGAGGAAAUCGAAACCAAACUUCUGGAACAACUACACCUGAACGAUACGCGAAACGUUAUGAAUAAAUUUAGAACCAGUCAGUAGAGUAAUACUAUUUUUCUUAUUGAACAAAUAAAAUAGAAGUUGGAAACAGAUAGUUAUAUUAGGCUUCGAAAUGGACUUUUCUAGCUGGAAAUCUU
This is a messenger RNA of Uranotaenia lowii, 1011 nucleotides long. It is a transcript of the gene mRpL4, whose product is annotated as 39S ribosomal protein L4, mitochondrial. The transcript has a single exon. NCBI's taxonomy places the organism in Eukaryota, Metazoa, Arthropoda, Insecta, Diptera, Culicidae. Gene Ontology annotation, molecular function: structural constituent of ribosome. The record is from RefSeq and is a predicted model, not a curated record. The coding region runs from base 77 to 916 and encodes 279 amino acids. Gene Ontology annotation, cellular component: ribosome. Gene Ontology annotation, biological process: translation.